Molecule: messenger RNA, 663 nt
Organism: Sodiomyces alkalinus F11
Lineage: Eukaryota; Fungi; Ascomycota; Sordariomycetes; Glomerellales; Plectosphaerellaceae
Exons: 3
Coding region: 1-663 (220 amino acids)
Cellular component (GO): cytoplasm; membrane
Source: RefSeq, a predicted model, not a curated record
AUGGCUGUGCCACCGAUUGUCAACGCGACGCUGCAAUCUGCAGUGCUCUCGGCCACCUCCAACCUGAUUGCCCAGGUCCUAACAUCCUACCAAUCCAAUGAACCCUUCAUUCUGGAUUGGGUGCCCGUAGUCCAAUUCACCAUCUGGGCCAUCGUGAACACGCCCUAUAACUACCUGUGGCAAGACUACCUCGAACAAACCUUCCCCGCCUACGACAAGCCACCGCAACAAAGCGGCAAGGGCGCCAAGUCCUCAGCGGCCGGCGAUCGCAAGCUCAACGUCAAGAACACCCUCGUCAAGACGCUCCUCGACCAGACCAUCGGCUCCGUCGUCAACACCUUCCUCUUCGCCCUCUUCGUGAGCAGCCUGCAGGAGGCCAUGCAAAGACCGGAACACUGGGCCCACCCGUCCAAGUCGGCCGCCUUCCUCCUGUCCGGGUCGGCCAUCGACUACUCCCGCGUCGACUGGGACGCCAUCUUCGCGCGCGUCCGCCGCGAGUUCUUCCCCAUCCUCGUCGCCGGCUGGCGCCUCUGGCCCCUCGUCAGCCUGGUCAACUUUGCCUUCAUUACGAGCAUCCAGGGCCGGAACCUCGUCGCUAGCGUUGCUGGCAUUGGCUGGGGCGUCUACAUGAGCCUCUUGGCUUCCCGUGGUAGCGACUCUUGA